Molecule: messenger RNA, 2922 nt
Organism: Porites evermanni
Lineage: Eukaryota; Metazoa; Cnidaria; Anthozoa; Scleractinia; Poritidae
Source: the annotation of a GenBank genome assembly
AAAGGUGAAGAAGCUAAACCUGCUGCAGACAGUGAAGAAAACAAGAAGGAAGUGACCGAUAAACACAAAGAGGAUGACAGCAUCAAAGGUGAGUUAAGAGACGUUAUUAGGGAUUUUGGUCAUGUUUUUGAGCGACGCACGUCAACCGGAAGUGGUCUUUUUUUUUUUUUUCAAUUUUGGGCAAUGGUUUUGCCCAAAUUUUUGGACAAAUAGUGUCUAUGACACUUAAAAAUACAAAUUUCGCAACGUCAAGUUGCUUUAAAAUGACAAAGACCUCACUUCCGGUUGAGGUGCGUCGCUCAAAAACGCCUUUGUUUAAGCUCCCUAUUGUCCCUUAUAAGUACGUUCGAAGAAUCUUCCUUACUGCUUCUCUCCUAUCAGGCCGGAUGCACGAAGCCAUCAGUUAAGAUAUUUUAAUAAUAAUAAUAAUAAUAAUAAUAAUAAUAAUAAUAAUAAUAAUAAUAAUAAUAAUAAUAAUAAUAAUGAUAAUGAUAAUGAUAAUGAUAAUGAUAAUGAUAAUAAUAAUAAUGAUAAUAAUAAUAAUAAUAUAAUUCAUUUAUAUAGCGCUAUUAAUACUAGUUAUUCAUAGCGCUUUACAGUUUUAAACCUUAUACUAAUUAUGAAGCAGUUUUUACAAUUUCAUCCUACUAUACUAAAUUCUACAAUUAUAUAUAAUUAAGAAAUAAUUACUGAUUACAUCUUACACACUACAAAAAAUAGGAAACAAAAGAAAAUACAUCAUAGUUUGCAAAAUAAUAAAAUGCCCAUCUAAAGAUAGGCCAUUUUAAAAAGCAUUGUCUUCAGUGCUGAUUUAAAUGCUUGUAUAUUUGACGACAUGCGCAACUGAAAAGGCAGUUCAUUCCAUAGCUUAGGAGUACAUACAGAAAAUGCUCUAUCGCUAUAGGUAACAGUUCUAGAUUUAGGAACACUAAGCAGAUGUUGAGACUGAGAUCUAAGAUUGUGGGUAUAUUUAAGGCUUAUUAAGUAGCUCAGAUAUGUAUUCCGGAGAUAAAUCAUUAAGUGCUUUGUAAGUCAUCAGUAGCACUUUAAACCUUAUACGAUAGGAAACAGGGAGCCAAUGUAGUCUAACUAGAACGGGAGUUAUAUGAUCAUAUUUACAAGUAAAAGUUAUAAUGCGAGCCGCAGUAUUUAGUACUGACUGAAGUCUGUCUAUUUGGUAUUUUGGAAGUCCAAUAAGUAAAGCAUUACAAUAGUCCAGCUUUGAUGAAACAAAUGCAUGGACUAACGUCUCAGUAGAAUUUUCAUAGAUAUUCGUAGAUAUUUUCUGAUCAUCUUGCUAAUAUUUCUAAGAUGGUAAUGAGAUGAUUUGCAUAAUUUGCUUACAUGUUCCCCGAAAGAUAGAGUUUGAUCGAACAAAACACCUAGAUUCCGUACAGUAUUGCUAUGCUCUAUACACUCACUACCAAUCUGAACAUUGCUGAGACAGGGUCUUGGACGGAAUUUAGAGCUAAAAACAAUGAGUUCUGUUUUAUCGUCAUUCAACUUUAACUUGUUUGAAAUCAUCCACCUGUCAAUUUCCUCUACACAGUGUGUUAGCAGAUUCAUAGCUCUAAGCCCUUUGCAGCGGGUCAUUCACGUGGUACAAAACCGCCAUGCUGUAGAUCAAGGCCAGAUGCUCUGGGACAAGACAAAAAUUGACAAUGGCCCCAGUGCGUCCCUUUUGUACCACGUGACUGACCAGCUACAAAGGACCCGUUGAUCAUUGUUGAGGAUCUAGUGUUAAUACAAUUCUUAACUCAUAAGGUCUUUCUAAAUCCAGACCUAAGUGCUUAACUUUGUCUUCCAGAUUAGUGACCCUAGUCAUUCGGUGAUUGUACCCAUCCAUAGACGACUUGUGGACGUAAAAUUCUAUUCCACAAAUAUGCUGCAAAACUAAGCAAUCCUGAAAACGUCCCCCUUCCUUACUUUGGCACAGGACCGCAAAGGUCGACUGUUGGCACCACUGGGAACCCCCAUCCACAACAUCAAGAAACCCCGUAUUUUGUUUUAACUUUUUACUUACUGUUAGCAGAUCCAAAGACUGAUACAGACACCAAAAUGGAUGUUGAUGUUCCUGUUGAAAAAGAGGAUCCUGAGAGGGACAAUGAACGCAAAGAAAAUAACGACGAUAAAUCUGACGAAACAGAACCAAUGGAUGUUCAAGAAACUGGAGAAAAGUCUUCUGAAAAUGGCAAGGAUGGCGAACAAAAGAAGCCAGUGUUUGAAGCGGAGGAGAAAGAAGACGAUAAUACUGUUGACACAGCUGAUAAAAAAAAUGAUAAUUCAGGAAAAGGUGAAGAAAAAGAGGAAAAGGACACGACUAAGGAAACAGAGAGUGGUGAGAGUGAAAGUGUAGAGCAUGGUGACGUGGUUGAUAAAAAGGAAAAUGAAGAAUCCUUAAAGGAAGUUGAGUCAGUUAAAAAUUCUUUUAAUGAGGCUUACGGUAAGAGGGAUUCUGAUCAAACAGAUAAAGCACCAGAAGAGAAAAGCGGAGCGAGCGAGAAAAAAGAAGAAGAGUUAGAAACCGAUAAAACUAAUGAUAAACUCUCACAGAAAAUAGACUCUGAUCAAAAGGAGGGCAAACCGGCUGGAGAUGCUGUAGAAUCAGAUAAAAAGGCAACUGACAAUACAGCAGAAAAGACCGAAUCGCCUGCGAAAACAGAGCAGGCCCCUAUUAAAACUGAUCCAGCAGCAGUCCCUAAACAGGAGAAAUCUACUGAGAAAUCGGCUGGACUGAGUAAGCCUGCCAGUGCAGCUAAUGAACAGCAGCGGUUCAUGUUUAACAUUGCCGAUGGUGGAUUUACUGAGCUACAUACUCUGUGGGAAGUAGAGGAGAAAAGGAAAUGCGAUGACAUCUGGUGGAGAUGCCAUGAUUACUGGCUUCUGGCUGGAGUUGUGAUGUAUCCUGAACACAGUUAUUGA